Vespa crabro (European hornet) is the source of this 1265-nucleotide messenger RNA. Its product is annotated as abasic site processing protein HMCES. The record is from RefSeq and is a predicted model, not a curated record. The coding region runs from base 226 to 1197 and encodes 323 amino acids. Gene Ontology annotation, molecular function: single-stranded DNA binding. The transcript is spliced from 7 exons. Gene Ontology annotation, biological process: DNA damage response. NCBI's taxonomy places the organism in Eukaryota, Metazoa, Arthropoda, Insecta, Hymenoptera, Vespidae.
AUUCAUCUUGGCAAGCCUAUGAUCGAGUCGUUCAACCGGAUUCUCCGAAGUGCUUCCACGGAACGGUGCUAAGAAUUCCUUAUCCUCUGAAGGACUACUAUUUAUUUGGGUAUUCAGGUAGUUCCCACCUUCACGAAUUCAUUCGUUUCGGCCGACCUUUCUUAAUAUAAAAAAAUAUAACCGUUGAUAUUCAAGACGCAAAACGCUUGAACAGGUAGAUGUAAAAUGUGCGGUCGAGGUGCAUGUACUUUGUCGAAAGAAAAACUGUCUUGUGCUUGUGCAUACAAAAAUUCUUCAGGUGAAUAUCAUAAAGUACCAUGGAUGGAUAGCAGUGAAUUAGUUUAUGUUCAAUCUUGCAACAUAGGUCCGAGAGAUAUUGUUCCUUGUAUUGUCGCUGGUACACAUUUGAAAAACAACCAGGAAAGGCUUCUUUGUCCUAUGUUAUGGGGUAUGAUACCACCUUGGCAUAAGGGAGAUUAUAAAAAACACACUGCGUCUACACAUAACAGUCGUCUCGAUCGAAUCUUAGAAUCUAAACUUUAUGCUACACCAUUGCAUAAAGGAUUCAAAUGUAUCGUACUUUUUGAUGGAUUCUACGAAUGGAAAGUUGGUAAGAAUAAAUCACCGAAGCAACCAUAUUAUAUCUAUGCUAAGCAAGAAUCAGAUAUAAAAGUUGAUGAUCCUAAAACAUGGCCUGAUAAAUGGUCCUUAGAAUCUGGGUGGAAAGGAUAUAAACCUUUAAAAAUGGCUGGAAUAUUUAAUACAUUUAAAACUGUUGAGGGAAAAAUUAUAUAUAGCUGUUCAGUACUUACCAAAGAUGCAAAUCAAGUUUUGUCUUGGUUACAUGAUCGUAUGCCAAUUUUUCUAGAUGAAGAACAGUGUCAACUGUGGUUGGAUUUAGAAGUGUCACCAUAUAAAGCUGUAGAAAUGUUAAAGGAACAAAAAUUAAUAGAAAAAGUUUUAAGUUGGCAUACAGUUUCUACACUUGUGAACAACGUAUCUCAUAAAGAUGCAAAAUGCAGAGAGCAAAUAGAAGUGAAGGAGAAACAAAAGAAUAGCUCUGCAAUUUUUAUGGCUUCCUGGUUGAAAAGAGAAUCUGGAAAAUCUAGCAAGAGAAACAAUAUAAUGAACAAUAAUUCUAUUGAAGAGGAGAUAAAUGAAGAUGAGACACCUGCAAAAAUAACAAAGAAAUCUUAAAUCAUUAAUAAAUAUUUUUAAAAUUGUCCCAAUAUUUUCAUAUAAUAAAUAUGUCAUUCUUUCUUUCA